Zingiber officinale is the source of this 2461-nucleotide messenger RNA. RefSeq names its product polyadenylate-binding protein 2-like. NCBI's taxonomy places the organism in Eukaryota, Viridiplantae, Streptophyta, Magnoliopsida, Zingiberales, Zingiberaceae. The record is from RefSeq and is a predicted model, not a curated record. Gene Ontology annotation, molecular function: RNA binding. The coding region runs from base 304 to 2262 and encodes 652 amino acids. Gene Ontology annotation, cellular component: ribonucleoprotein complex. The transcript has 9 exons.
AGCGCGGCCCGGGCAGCGAGAGCUCGACGCGGUGCAGUGCGUGGCUGCCCCUCCAAACCCUCUUCGUCUUUUUAUUCCCCCGCUUCGAUUUCGAUCACCUCUAUCCCAAAAAAAUCUGAAAAACCCCUAAUUUUUGCAGAGUCCUCUUUCGGUACCUCGGUCCCUGUUACGUUACCUAUCCACGAAAAGAGCUAACAAAAAAAUUAAAGAGGAAGGUUUGAUUGUUGUUAUCUAUCUAUUUAUAUCGGUUGUCUGUGAUCAGGAAGAGAAAAAGGUGAAAAAGGUCGCAUUUUGGCGUGAGCGAUGGCGCAGGCUACGAUGCAGCAGCAACAGCAACCGCCAAAUGGGACUGUCAGUACCGGCGGCGCCGGCGGGGGGAAUCAGUUCCCGACGACUUCUCUGUACGUGGGGGACCUACAGGCGAACGUGUCGGACGCGCAGGUGUUCGAUAUGUUCAGCCAGAUCGGUCCUGUGGUGUCAGUUCGGGUGUGCCGCGAUGUGGAUACUCGCCGAUCGCUUGGCUAUGCUUAUGUUAACUACAGCAACCCUGCUGAUGCUACAACGGCGAUGAACGUGCUGAACUUUGCCCUUCUUAACAAUAAGCCUAUUCGCAUUAUGUAUUCGAAUCGUGACCCUAGCAUCCGCCGAAGUGGGGCAGCAAAUAUAUUCAUAAAAAAUCUAGAUAAAACAAUAAACAACAAAGCACUACAUGAAAUCUUUUCGACAUUCGGAAAUAUUCUUUCAUGCAAGGUUGCUACAGAUGCAUCUGGUCAGUCAAAAGGAUAUGGUUUUGUUCAAUUUGAUCAAGAAGAAUCAGCACAGACUGCAAUUAGUAAGUUAAAUGGCAUGUUAGUUAAUGAUAAACUAGUUUUUGUUGGACCAUUCCUCCGGAAGCAUGAAAGGGAAAACCUUUUAGAUAAGACAAAAUUUUCUAAUGUCUAUGUCAAAAACCUCUCUGAGUCAACUACAAAGGAAGAUCUCGAAACUAUCUUUGGCAAGUAUGGGAAAAUUACUAGUGCUGUUGUUAUGACGGAUGGGGAGGAAAAAUCAAGGUGCUUUGGCUUUGUAAAUUUUGAGGAUUCAGAUGCUGCUGCUCAAGCGGUUCAAGAACUCAAUGGACAGAAAUUUGAUGAAAAAGAGUGGUAUGUUGGAAAGGCACUUAAGAAAUAUGAAAGGGAAAUAGAACUAAAGGAAAAAUUUGACCAGAGUGCAAAAGAAACAGUAGACAAAUACCAAGGGCUCAACUUAUAUCUAAAGAAUUUGGAUGAUAGUAUUGGAGAUGAUAAGCUGAGAGAUUUGUUUUCUGGUUUUGGUGCAAUUACUUCUUGCAAGGUUAUGCGGGAACCAAAUGGUGCAAGUAAAGGUUCUGGAUUUGUGGCUUUCUCAACUCCAGAAGAAGCAUCUCAUGCACUUGCAGAUAUGAAUGGAAAGAUGGUUUGCGGGAAGCCACUCUAUGUUGCACUUGCACAGCGUAAAGAAGACAGAAGAGCUAGGCUGCAGGCACAGUUUUCACAAGUACGACCUGUAGCAAUGACUCCUACUGUUGGUCAGCGUGUCCCCAUGUACCCUCCUGGUGCUCCUGGUCUUGGGCAGCAAAUAUUUUACGGUCAAGCACCUCCUGCCCUUAUGCCACCACAGCCUGGAUUUGGUUUCCAGCAACAACUUAUACCUGGAAUGCGGCCUGCAGGAGCACAUAUGCCCAAUUUCUUUGUGCCCCUUGUCCAACAUGGUCAGCAGGUGCACCGUCCUGGUAGCAGACGUACUGGAGCAGGACCCGUGCAACAAACUCAGCAGCCAAUACCCUUAAUGCAGCAACAGAUGCUUCCGAGGGGACGAGUUCAACGUUAUCCAACAGGUCGCAACAUGCCUGAUGUUCCUAUGCCUGGUGUUGUUGGUGGCAUGCUCUCACCUUAUGACAUGGGUGGUUUGCCUAUGCGAGAUGUUGGCAUGUCGCAACCUGCUCCCAUUGGAACAUUGGCUUCUGCUCUUGCAAAUGCUGCUCCUGAGCAUCAAAGGAUGAUGCUCGGCGAGAACUUGUAUCCACUUGUGGAGAGCAUUGAACAUGAUCACGCAGCCAAAGUUACCGGUAUGCUACUGGAGAUGGACCAAACUGAGGUGCUGCACCUGCUGGAAUCUCCAGAUGCUCUGAGGGCUAAAGUCGCAGAGGCAAUGGAAGUUCUGAGGAGCGUCACACAGCAGCAGGGCAAUGCGCCAGCCGAUCAGCUGGCUGCACUAUCGCUCAACGAUGGUAUCCUCUCAUGAGGUGAUGGGCUGGGACGGAUUUGACUGGAGACUUUUUGGUUGUGACAAACAGUUAAUAGUGGAGUUUGCUUGGCUUUUUGUUUACAACUGUGUUUGAGUUUGGUUUCAAGAUCAUUAACCAUGCUAUUGUUAACUUAACUGUGUCAGUAGAAUUAAUGUUGGAUUUCAGGUUUUCUUAUUAAGUUUGUGUUCCUGGACC